Messenger RNA from Xyrichtys novacula (pearly razorfish), 22713 nucleotides. The record is from the annotation of a GenBank genome assembly. Lineage: Eukaryota; Metazoa; Chordata; Actinopteri; Labriformes; Labridae.
AUUAAAAUCCAAAGAAGAAGAAUUGUUUGGCCAAAACCUGAGACAAGCCGGUAGUUACAACAUAAAAGAUUAUUUUUCUUCAUGAUAGAUUUUUUAUUUUCCUGUAUUUUUACUCCGGCUGAAGGAAUAACUCAUACUUCAUUCAGAGUGGUGAAAUUAGAGUCAGACUGAGCGGAGUUUGUGUUUUAUUCAUUCAACAUGAGGACUGUUUUGAUGGUGGCAGAGAAACCGUCUUUGGCUCAGUCUAUCGCCAAAAUCCUCUCCAAAGGUGGGUUCACAGUUAUAAUUAAAUCACAUAAAGUUAUAAUUUAGACUGAGGAAAAUCAUUUUAUUAGUUUGUUUGAUCGCUAAAAUUUGGUAAGUUAAUCGAUUAUUGCAGUAUUUUGGUCGUGUCUAUAAACAGUUAAAAUGAAUCCAAAAUGUUGAAUGAUGGCUGAUUCAUAAGUCAAAGAUUUUUUGGUGGAAAGCUGUCUGUUUUGGAGGUUCUUACCUAGAAAUUAUAGAGCGAUGUCAAUUUGGUGCCCAGUUGCAGGACCGUACCUCCAGAGAGUAGCUCCACAGGGGCGUCCAGGAGCUGCCUGGACCCCCUUGAUUUGCCACCUUAAGGUGCUACUCUGAAUGUCUGAACGUUCAUUGGCUGUUUGUCUUGUUGUAUUGAAGAGGCUGCUGGUAGCUUUACUUUUACUGCAUUUGAAGAGAUAUUCCUGCGUAAAAUUAAUUUAGAGUCAAACACAUGGUAACACCAAGUUAGACACCCCUCGAGAGAUGAAUGUUGCCGACUGCUUGCUUCUCUAGUUAUACCAACUUUAGUAGCGACCACAUGAUAGCAAUACAGAGAGCCACGUUCUCAACCAAAAAGCUACUCUGUAGCCACAAAUAAUGCUCAGAACAGCACCUAACUUCAUCAACAGUACAUAUAGGGUCCUAGCCAUAGUACUAGCCACCAAACAUCUUUUUUAACUUUGCCAAAUUUCUUUAGCAGAGAGACUAAACACAACUCACCUAUUCUCUUCCAGCAGCAACUUGUUUGUAGUGAGAUCCAGGCCAGUCCAUUAAGGACUGCUGUGGGGUGACGCAGCUGAAGGAACAACAUUUAUGAUCAUUUCUUCACAAAAAUGCAAUCAGACCGAGACGCCAAGGCAGAAGAUCUACUGUAUCUGCUGUGCAAAAUGAUUAAUAUGAUGAUUAUUACGUCAAGGAAAUGAUAAAGUAAUGAUCAAAAAUGUUCUUCCUUGAGCUGCGUCACCCCGCAGCAGUCCUUAAUGGACAGGAUCGAGGUCUCGCUACAAACAAGCGGCUGCUGGAAGAGAGUGGGUGAGUUGUAUUUUGUCUCUUUGCUAAAGAAAUCAGGCAAAGUUAAAAAGAUGUUUGGUGGCUAGUGCUGUGGCUGGGACCCUAUAUGUACUGUUGAUGAAGUUAGGUGCUGUUCUGAUCAUUAUUUGUGGGUACAGAGUGGCGUUUUGGUUGCGCAUGUGGCUCUCUGUAUCACUAUCAUGCGGCAACAUUCAUCUCUCGACAGGGAGUCUAACUCAGUGUUACAGUGUGUUUGACCCUAACUUAAUUUUACGCUGGAAUAUCCCUUUAAUGGAGCAUGUUAUUUUUGCCGGUACUUUGAAUUAUUAGAAAUACAUCACACACCUGUUGUGUAUGAGAGGAGACACAAAACAUUAUCACCAAACUCCUGAACUCUUUGAUCUACCAAAACCAAUUAAAAUCAAAACAAUUGAAGAUUAAACUAUAAAAUACUGAGCACAUGUAAGAGCAUUGUUUUUAAAUACACAGGGACUGAGACUCCACAGAGCUCUUGCUGCUUAAACUCUGUGACAUUACAGAGAAGUAGGACUUUAAAUUAUUGUUGAAUCUGUCUUUUGAUCAAGUAAAAAACACUCUAAUAUCAUAACUUGGACCUGAUAGUGCUGGGCCCAGUUCAUUGAAGCAGACUAUAAAAAUAAACCAGUGACACAAGUUUGAUACCGGUGCAUGAAAAUCUCUUUAUUUGCUGUUAGAAUCAGUUCAUAGGCAUGCAGUGAAUGGUGACGCCUCUAAUAUUAGUUACUGCACUAAACAAUUACAAUGAGUAGAGUAGAUCUUUUUAACCUCUGCUCUGUCUUAACACAUUAUGUUCUCCUUGUUCACCUUUGUGGUCUGUGGCCAUCAGAGCUGGGGGGGGGUCAGUCCUGGUUAGCUGUGCCUGGAGAUAGCACAUAUACAAGCUAUGGUGAUGAGCUCAAACUCCAGAGAGUAGCUUGCUGUGGGGAAGCAGUUUGGGUUUUUCCUGAGGACGGGCAUCCUCAGAGACACGGGGAUGGACUCCAGGCCGAAUGCGUUGUCCAGUCCCCUGCAGGAGUGGCUGGUGUGGCAGCUGGCCUCAUGUAUGACCUGAGGGACACGGUUCAAGUCGAUGUUCUCUCUAGGGAGGCCAGAGUCAGACUUUAGAUAUUUACACACUUAUCAAGUGUAAAUAACCCAGUUUGUAUGAACAUUUUGGGGAAAACACUACAUACAGUACAAUGAUAGCUUGAGAUACUUUUAUUCUGGCAUAGAGAAUAAGCGAAAACAGCUACAAAUUACAGCCAGAAGUAUAGAUGUUAGCUGUAUUAGUCAACUUAAACCAUCUAUCCCAGCAGUUAUUAAAUUUAAGCUUUUCUAGUUUAAGGUUCCAGUGAGGAGGUUUCAGCUUGUUACUCAACAAACUAAAAUUCAAAGUGAUUCCUUGUAUGAGCUUUGAAAGCAUAUGAGACCAUCAGCAUGAGGUUGAUUGUUUCUGUAUCAUUACAAGUCUAAAAUUACGGAUGGAUAUGGUUGUAUUUUAUUUUUACAUUUUCCUGUGCAGAUGGGGAAAAUAAAGGAAACACUUCUGUCAUGUACAAAUUCAGGAGAAAGAUGAGGGGUACACCUUCGUCCUUACAGAGCUUUGGUUUUGAUGAGGUGAUAGAUAUGGUAUACUCACACGUAUGUCCAUGUUGCGAUGCUGCGCUCGUUGAUGUGGCUGGGCAGAUUGACCAGCUGGCUGUAGUAGUCCUGCAGACUGUAUGUGCAGAAGGACUCGUCCACGCACUGACUGCCCAGCGGCAUGGACAGACACUGUUGUAGGGUCAGCAGAACCAGCAGAAAGACACGCAGCAGCUGGAGGUCGAACAGAACAAAACAGGACAAGGUUAGAGUGCACAGAUCUGUGUGCGGACAUCUGCGAUUCCUUUGUCUGUCCUAUCUCUGAGCUGCUCAACCUUUAGUCUCUACUGAUUCACCUCAGCCAUCUAAGAAUGAAAAUUCAGAAUGUGAGAGAGCUGUAAUGAGUGAUAUUCCCUCUGAAUAAGUCACAGGCAGGCAUCAGGAGGCAUCAGUAUGAAACGUAAACAUAACACCAACAUCAGCUGUCAUGUUGAACACACAACUGUAUAUGCUUUUGAAAAUGAGUCUACACUUAUUUUAGCUUUUCCUCAUGUACUUCUCAACAACUACGGCACUCAUUUCUGUUGUUUUUUGUCUGUAACUUUCAAACCCUUGGAGAAAAACAGACAAUUUUGUAUAUAAAAGGACUUCAAACUUUGCCUCUCAUCUCUUAAAAUACAGAAGCCUCAUAUAAAGGAAUAACAAACAUAACACAGGCUCCAUGCUUUACAUUAAAAACUAUGAACUUAUCCUUUAAAAUGAUAACAAGCGGGCUAGUAGCUGUCUAAAAUCUGCGGACAGUCAUCAUCAACAUAGAGGCAGAUUUCUUACCUGGAGCUGUUCCAUGGCUGAUGUUGAUAACUGAAGAGUUUCUGUCUUUGGUUGUUCGUCUGUUUGCUUGAACUACAUCCUGAAGCUUUAUACUCCACCGUGAACCUCAACCAUCAACAUGCGUGUACCCGUGUGUGUGUGUGUGUGUGUGUGUGUGUGUGUGUGUCCAUUAGCAUUCAACCUUGAGCAAAUCAUUGAAAUUAAAACUGGACGUCAUAUAUCAGCACGGACCCCAUGUCUGACUCACCGACAAGAGUACUUCCUGGUUUCAAAACUUUCAAAGUACAUUUAGAUAGAAAGUUGACUCGUCUCCAUGCAAAUACAACCUCCAAUUCAUAAAAAUUGGUACACUAUGUGAAAUGUGGAUGAAAACAGAAUCUGAUCAUUUGCAAACUGUUUGAAGCCUUAAUUUAAAUGAAAAUGGUGCAAAGACUACAUAUCUAAUGUUGGAACUGAAAAGUGUUAUUUGAUAAUAAAAAAUAUCUGCUUCUAUUGAAUUGAUGCUGGCUACAUAUUUUAAAAAAAUCAGGACAGGGAUAUAUUUGCUAUCAUGAGUUGCAUCGCCUCUUCUUUAAAAACACGCUGUAAAUGACAGAAAUCCAGGAGACCAGUUCCAAGAGUCUGGAAAGUGAAGUGCUGCCUCAUUCCUGCCUGGAUUUCAGCUGCUAAAAAGUUCAGGUUCUCCUUUAUCAUAUUUUUAAUGUCAUGAUGCUCUAAAUUUUCUAAACUGUUGAAGAAUCAGGACUGUAGGCAGGCUGGUUUGGCACUUCUACUACAAAGCCAUGAUGCUGUUGUAAGUGCGAGAUGUGAUUUGACAUAGUCUUUAAGGAUCCAUGCCACGGGCGCCUGGAUGCUAGUUUUUGAACAGUGCACUCAUACUAAGACGGCUGGUCCCUCUCCUCACGGCAUCCAUGAUUUCCAAGGAGAAUGUCAGAUUUUGAUUCAUCAGAUCACAGAACAGUUUUCCUCUUCAGUUCAUCUCAGACUCAAAGGUUUCUCCAGAGAUUUGAAGUCCAUGCAAUGAUUUCCACAACAGAGUCAUGUAAGGGUGUACAAUAUUUUGUACAUACUGCAUAUAUUGUGGUUUGUUCCACAUGAGAUCAAUUAAAUUACUAAAUCAUGACCAUCAAGUAAAACUGUACCAUUUUAAGUUUUAAAGCAUCAUUAUUAAAUAUCUUUGGAGGCCCCACCCCCAGGAGACUGAAGACCUUGACCCAUCCUGAUUCAUCUCCUGCACGCAUGCUACUUUUUUGUUUGUUUGUUGUUUGUGGUCACAGUAUUUACAUGAACACAUUUUCAAUUCACAGUUUUAACAUUUAUUAUGUUGUCUUUGCACUAUUUUUUUUUAAUUAAAUAUAAGCAUUUUUAAAUGGAAGAGUAUUCCAGUUUCUGCUCUUUGAAACAACUGAUCAAAUGCUUUCUUAUCUCAUCUCCUCUUCUUGGCCUUUAGGAAGCUGUUCCAGUCGAAAAGGUCUCAAUGGAGCAUGCUCGGUGCACGAGUACACCGGCAGCUUCCAGGGCCAAAGUGUGCGCUUUAAGAUGACUUCAGUUUGUGGACAUGUGAUGAGUCUGGAUUUCAUCGGUGGGUAUAAUCCCUCUCACGCCUUGGCUUUCUUGACAGUCUGACCCUUAGUUUCUUAUUUUGACACUUCCUUUUGUUGUGAUUUUUAUUCCAGUAAAAUAACAAUGUCUACACAUGGAUUAAGGUGUAGCCUCUUUCAAUUAAAACAUCUUGUGUUUCUUCUUUUUCCAGGAAAAUACAACAACUGGGACAAGGUGGACCCUGCAGAGCUCUUCAGCAAAGCUCCCACAGAGAAGAAGGAGGCCAACCCCAAACUCAACAUGGUCAAGUUCCUCCAGGUGUGUUUUUAGUGAUGUGCUCCCGUAUAAACAGCAGUGUGCCAUGCUCUCUGUCUCUGCUGCUCAUCCCGAAUCUCUGCUGUGAUGUCAGGUUGAAGCCCGAGGCUGUGACUACGUGGUUCUCUGGUUGGACUGUGAUAAAGAGGGCGAGAACAUCUGCUUUGAGGUAACUGGAGUUCGAAUGAUUUAAAUGAUUUCAUGUAAUUCCUGAAAUUCUUUUUGAAUCCAUCCCUCUAUUGGGAUACUCCAGAUCAGGAUCAAUCAUUGCAGGUCGUUUUCCUGCUGUUCUUUAAAUUUUAAUAUCACUUCAGCACAGUCACCUCCUCUCCUGCCUCUCAGGUGUUGGAUGCCAUCCAGCCGGUGAUGAACAAAAGCAGCGUGAAGGAGCAGAGCGUUUACCGCGCCAAAUUCAGCUCCAUCACUGACACAGACAUUUGGAACGCCAUGAACCGACUAGGAGAGCCCAACCGCAACGAAGCUCUGUCAGUGGACGCCCGUCAGGAGCUGGAUCUGCGUAUUGGCUGUGCCUUCACCAGGUAACCUGUGCUGUAUUUUGUGCUGUAUGGACAACAGUUAACUUGGCGCCCCCUGUGGACAAAGCCAGAUCAUUUAUUUAUUUAUUGUUAUCGAGCUAAAAAAACCUCACAGGAGCUUUUAAAAAGUGACUCAGGCUAACAGUGAGUCUUUUUCCUGUUGGUCAAACACCUAAAGGUUCCAGACCAAGUAUUUCCAGGGGAAAUACGGUAACCUCGACUCCUCCUUGAUCUCAUUUGGACCCUGUCAGACCCCAACACUGGGUUUCUGCGUGGAACGUCAUGACAAGAUCCAGUCCUUCAAACCAGAGACUUACUGGGUCCUCCAAGUUAAGGUACGUCCUCUAUAUUGACUCCUUCUGACACAGUAUGAACAGCCUCAUACUCAGUAGCAGACACUGUGGUUUUUUUCAGGUGUUCAAAGGGAAGGAGACCCCUCUGACACUGGACUGGAGCAGGGUCAGGGUUUUUGACAGGGAGGUGGGUCAGAUGUUUGUCAACCUGGCCAAGACAUCCAAAGAAGCAAAGGUAUUGUCAUUAAUCUGAUCCCAAAUUUAAUUGAUAACAAAAGAGUUUGACAAAUCCUCCAGGCUAGAAAUGAUGUUGAUGUUUGAGAUUUUAUGUAGACUUCUGUAAGCUACAUGUCGAGGAUCGAAGAGAUUUGAAAAGAAGUGAUAUAAAAAUCUAGCCUUUUUUGUGCAUGUCAAACUGGGAGGGGACUCCUUGGUAAAGCCAGAACGCACAGGAAGGGUUUUAAAUCCAACCUGGCUACCACCACCCGAUACUGGAAUAUGGAUGGGUAGAUAAGCAGGCGUCUAUUCUAGCUAACCUCUGACAUAUGCUUGUGAACACCUCUGUCAUUGCAGGUGGAGUCUGUGAGUAAGAAGGAGAAGGCGAAGCAGAGACCUCAAGCUCUGAACACGGUGGAGAUGUUGAGAGUGGCCAGCUCUGCUUUAGGUACAGUGACUUUAUCAUUCAUAGUUAUCAUUCAUGAAUCAGUUUAGAUCCCAGUAGGGGAUGCAUUGGUCAGUUUUAGUAGGAAAUAUCUGGACAGUCUUUCACCCUAAAUGAUAAAAUUAUGAGACUUGUAGUUUGAAAUGUUUGGACCGAUUUCUAAUUUUCCUUUCAGGUAUGGGUCCCCAGCACACUAUGCAAAUUGCAGAGCGUCUGUACACACAGGGCUACAUCAGCUACCCUCGAACUGAGACGACCCACUACCCAGAGAACUUUGACCUGAAGGGGGCGCUGAAGCAGCAGAGCAACAAUCCCAUAUGGGCAGAGGAGGUGAGGGCUGCAAUGGGGCCAAAAAGCUAUACCUCAGUGUUUCUAUUUUUAACCAAAAGCAGAGAGAACAUUAGAUAAAAGUACGUUUCCUUCUCCAUCAGGUGAAGGCCCUGCUCUCAGCUGGGAUAAACAAACCACGAAAAGGAGCAGAUGCUGGAGACCACCCACCUAUAACCCCCAUGAGAUCAGCAUCCGAGGCAGAGCUGGGUGAGCCGUUCAGCCAAUUACACAGCAGAUAAUAAAAGUAAAAAGAAUAAGAAUAAACAGGUUCCUCCUUAUCUGCUCCUCCACAGGAAGUGAUGGCUGGCGUCUGUAUGAGUACAUCACACGUCAUUUCAUCGCCACGCUCAGUCAGGACUGCAAAUACCUUCAGACCACCAUUGAUUUCUCCAUCGGCACAGAGGCCUUCUCAUGCAGCGGCAAAACGCUGAUCUCAGCAGGUAAACUCAGUGGUGUAUAAGACGCACUUUUCAUUCUGUAUUAGUCAUAUAAUGAGUGAGUAGAGUCCUACAAACAAGUGGCAGAGCCUUUUUCCUUCUGGGGCAGCCAUGCCGCCCCAAAAUCGUACUAUGUCUUAUAUACCAAUGCGACUUAUUUUCUAGAUUUUACAAUCGUAGCAUGCUGUCAAAACAGCUUUUUCAAAGGAGUUUCAAGUCUGAUUCAUUUAGGAUUGCACACUAGUUAUGAAGAACAAGAUCUGACAACAGGAUACAGAGAGUUCCUCACAGGAGCUUUCAUAUAAAAUGUAUUUAAUCCAAAAUUUCUGAUCAAUCAUAUUUCUCUAUCUAUAUGGAAGAGGUGAGGAAAGUCUCUAUAUCCACAGAUUUUCAUGGAGUGUUUCAGACCUUGUUUAAGGAUUAGAAACUGUGUGAUGGUUAAAAGAAAAGCUGCUGCAGUCAGAUUUUAAGUGGACAGAUUCUUUCAGGUUUCACUGAGGUGAUGCCAUGGCAGGGGAUCCCUCUGGAAGAGGCCAUGCCAGCAUGUGAGCGAGGAGACACUUUCACAGUGGACGAGAUAAAGCUGGUGGAGAAGCAGACCAACCCUCCUGACUACCUGACGGAGGCCGAGCUCAUCACCCUCAUGGAGAAACACGGCAUUGGUACACCCCUGCACAUCCUUGAAUCAAGAUUUUCAAGCCAUUUUUUAUUUAAUCAGUUUUUGAAAUAUCUGAGCAAAAACAAAUAGAAGAUAUGGAUGUGAAUUUAAAUAGAAAUUUACUCAAACUCUUUAUGAAAUAAUUUGACAUACUGAGAUAUGUUUUUUAAGUUUUUCUAGUUUUAGGCCACAGUUAGUAAAAACUAAAAUAGAAAAAUCUUUGAAAUUUCUCAGUUUGUAUGUGAUGAGUCUAGAAUACGUUAAAUUGUCCCUUCUUUAAACAGAUGGUAAAAUUUGAACUUUUUCACAAUAUCAUACAUAAAUUGUGGGUCAUGUAUUUGUGCUGUAAAAAUGCUAACCAGUGCUUGCCCCGCUCUGUACAUUUCCCUGUUUUCUGUCCUUUCUUAAUCACAUCACUGAGCUUGAUAAAAGUUUGACACCUGUUGGUUUAUAUCCUCCAUCUUUCAGGAACUGAUGCCAGCAUCCCCGUCCACAUCAACAACAUCUGUCAGAGGAACUAUGUGACAGUAGAGAGCGGGCGCAAACUAAAGCCCACUAAUUUAGGCAUUGUUCUAGUUCAUGGAUAUUAUAAGACAGGUACUGUGUUUUAUUACACUAUAUAUUUUACUGUGUCCUAUUUGAAACGUUAAAAUCAACCUGUUGUGAGCAGACAGGCAGCCCAGUUCUUCUACAAAAAACAUGACCAAUAUUAUUAUUGAGAAGUCAAACAGCUUUAAAUGUAAUAGCAAUAUGUUUUUCAACAGUAGCGCUGUUUAUGUGUAUGUGUGUAGACGCAGAGCUGGUGCUUCCCACCAUCCGCUCUGCCGUAGAGAAGCAGCUGAAUCUGAUCGCUCUGGGGAAGGCCAACUUUCAACAGGUCCUGCAGCACACCCUCGAUAUCUUCAAGAGGAAGUUUCACUACUUUGUGGACUCCAUCACCAGUAAGUUCAGAUCCACAGAGACCUUUUGGCGCAUCUUUGCCAAUUCAUUGUAUAGUUAAUGUUGUGUAGAAUUGUUCACAGUCAUAUUACAGGAUAACUCAGCUUAAAGUAUCUGCUCAUUGUGUUAUCGAGGUAUGGAUGAGCUGAUGGAGGUCUCCUUCUCACCCAUUGCUGCCACCGGGAAGCCCCUGUCCCGCUGUGGGAAGUGUCACCGAUUCAUGAAGUACAUCCAGGUAAGAAGAACAGAUGAAGCCAAAUCAAGAAUUUAAUAAAAGUAAACAUAUCAUUGCAGGCUUCCUCGUCAGUUAGUUGAAACCCAAGAGUGAAGAAGUGUAUCGCUGUAACCUGUUACAUUCAGGGAUACCAGUUUGACAUUGACCGCCUACAAACUGCGUAGACAUAGUCUAGCCUGCAGAGCACUAAGGCAAGGCAAAACAGAAUAACAAUAUUAACUGCAUUUACAGUGCUAGGACAUUCAGCAAACAUAAGCUGGGCUUUGGGAAGACAUCCACGUGCUCAGUCAGGCUGCUAAGUUUGACUCUUGAGCAGAAAAAUUGAGUGCUGUGAAAAUGCUCAGAAACAUAACCUGUGCAUAAGCUGCAUGAUUUGGGUGCACAGCUCCUUUAAAUCAUCUUGCAGGCUUCCAUGUGAAACUCAUUUGUUCUUGCGUCUUCUGGGAUUCUUAAGCAGCCUUACAGCUGUGAUAAGUAAGAAUAUAUUAUGUUCUGACGACAUUAUAAUCAUGCAGUUUUAGUCCGUCCUCAAUCUCAUCAUGCUCUCUCUACAGGGCACAUGGCCCUCUCUCUCUGGUCCAUGCAAUGUCUGGUUCCUGAGCUCUGGCCUUCAAAACCCAACUUCAAACAGAAAAGCUUUUAAAUGCGAAAGACACCGUGCUCCCUACAUUUCCAUUUCCACCUGAGAAUAGGACCACUUUUAAACUCAUGAAUGAAUCAUGAGUCUGCAGACCUUUUGCUCUUUUUCAAUGAAUCUAGUUUAAGUGUGUGUGCGCGAUGGUUUGCGUCAGACUGUUAAGUGGCGUUCUCUCGUCUAACCCACAAGGUAACUCUUGUAUGGGCGCGUUGUGUGACUGAGAACUCACAUGUUCGGUCUGCAGCGUACAUCCAUUCAAAAUUUGUUCUACCUCAUCACAGUUUAAAGAAACUUUGUCCUCUAUGCAUUUGAGUUUCAGAUUCAAAAAUAAAACCAUAUUUGGAUUUGGAUGAUUGAGACGCUAAGCUCGAGGUGCAUCAAUUCUCUGUUACAGGACAAAAACGUCCUCAAUGGCAGCCAUCCAUAAUAUGUAAGAAAGGCCAGAGCCCAUGAGAACCAAAUUCAACUAGGGAUGUACAACAUUGGAUUUUGCUUGUAUCUGAUAUGUCAAUAUACCAAAAUUUAUAACUCAUCUUGACCGAUACAGAUAUUGAUACUGAUAUUUGCGCACACCUUUUUUUCAUUGCAAAGACGACGUUUUCUGCUGUAACCGAAUUGACUUGUCACUUUUAUUGUGAUGGUCUAUUCUUUUACAUACAGACAUAAAACAAGACCAACAUUUGAUUGAUUGAUUGAUGAUGAAUAUCAAUACUGAUAAUGACGCUAUUAUCUGCUGAAACCAAUACUAUUCCAAUAAUAUCUAAUUUAACUCACAUCUAAUUUGAAAGGUGAGUCAAACGGUGGAUUUUACUUCCACUAUUCUAUCAUAUACACAGAUAAUUACUAUCCUAAUGUAGUGAUUUGAAAUGAGCCUCAUACGGUCGCACCAAAAUAUAUGUAGCGAUUUGAAAUGAGCCUCACAAGGCCGCACCAAAAUAAUACUUGGCGAUUGGAAUUUAUAAUAAAUGUCUGAAGAUUAAUAAUCUCAAAUUAUGACAUUUAUGCACUCGUUGAAAGGGGCACCACCCACCCUUAAUGGUGGGAAAAUAAAGAAAACAAAAGUUUAAUUCAGAAAUCAAACAUCAAGUCAGUUUUAAUUAAUCAGUCUUAAUUAAUCAGUCUUAAUUAAUCAGUCUCAUAUCUUAAGUCGAAAUUCUAAUUUCAGGGACUCCACUUCUGGAAGAACACUAACAGACAGGAACUUAGAAAAAUAAUGAUCUGUUUAUUACAGGAUAAAUGAUGGUACAACACACAUGCAAUAAAUGAUGAUAAGAUAAUGAGGAUAAAAUAAUAAUAGGUGAAUAAAUAAAGAUUCUGAGUCAGGCUAGGAGCACUAAAGUUAAUGAUAGUGAGUGAAUAUGCGCUAACAUAUUAACCUACACUAACUUUGGUGUCGAGAUAAACUCGGGUGUAGAUUUGGAGGAAUCUAAGAUCACCAGAAAUAGGUGGAUAUCUGAGUUAUGAACGCGUGAGACAGCAUCAGCCCUGUCUGGAGCUCUGGAGGUUUGCAUACUUAAGUGAGACUGGUCCUUGAAGAAGAUGGAGCAGGUUCCGAAGGUCCGGGGCUACUGGCGGUUCGAGCGGUUCAGCUCAGAAGACGACUGAAGUCAGCCGAAGGAUGAGCCAGGAGUUGCAGCACUCGGGCCCGAAGCAAAGCCAGCGCCUGUGGAUCCUGUGGAUGCUCGUUUGGGUACUUCUUUGGUCUCACUCAAAAACUCUGGCACAGAGGAUGACCUGGGCCUGUUGGAUUGCGUUCGGAGGUGACUUUGAAAUCACGCAGAAAACUCAGAAAAACGAGGCUCGAAGAGCAGAGAAAACUUUCAAAAAUGGCUUCGCGAAAUUAAAGAAAAAUCAAUCAAAGGCUUAAUCUUGAAUUGCUAUGUGCACAAAAAGUUGAAGUUUCAAAACUUGAACUAAGACGAUGUUAAAGAAAAAUCAACGUGAAUCAACACGUGGCGUAAAACUUAGAAGACUAAGAAAAAGUUCUAAGAGAAAACAAAGAAACGCACCACAGAAGGGUGUGGACAGAAGAGAAGGGGCAUAAGAGCCGGGGACAAGAGAGUCAGCAGAAGAGCAGAAGCAUAAGAGGAAUAAGAGGAGCAUAAGAGAGAUAAGAGAGAAUAAGAGAUAAGAGAGUGAGCAACCCCACUCCACUGGUUUUAUCUUCUCACACUGGGAGUGUCUGAGGAGAAAGAGGAGGGGUCAUCGGGUCUCUGAUUAUUUGAUCUAACUUAUUCUUUUGGCUGGUAAAAGAGUCAGAUCUGAUACUCACUCACUAUGAUUAAUAUCAUUGAAUGCUUGGUUUCAUGAUAAAUAAUUUGAUACUAAACACAUAUGAAUGAAGUGUAGGAUCACAUCAAACAUUCUCAUUAUGUUUUAAGUAUCACAUUGAACAUGCUAAAUUACUCUGAAAUGAAACAGAUAGUAACACAUAGAAACUGUGAACAACAAAAGAGUAAACACAUGUGAAUGAACGUCAUCAUGAUUAAUAAUGGAUUCUAAAUACUCACAUUCAGAUUAUUCAGUGACAUUAUAACCACCUAAUGGUUAAGAUACUAAAUAAAUAACUAAAAUAUAAACCAAACAUUUCUAAACUAUUUCUGUUACUUAGAGUAAACUUAGGAUUCAUAGUCAAUAAAUUUAACUCUUAAAAGUUCAUGAAACAGUCUGAAAAGCUGUUGGUCUAAAGAACAAAAGAAUAAGGAUUUAUUCUGUCAGAUAAGAUAACUUGGCUUCUGAAGCACAUAGAAAAACGGGAAACAUCUCAUUUUAACACAAAUUUCAUGAUUAGACAGAUUAGUACAUUGCUGAAUGCAUAAGAUGUCAUGAUCAGUCAUUUGUAUUCUUUCACCAAAGGAAUGCAGUCUUUAUCAGUGUAUGGUCGAGCAGGGUUUUACGACCGAGGUCUGGAGGUCAGUGUCCCCCCUUAUCCUGGGGUCCGUAUGUUCACACACUUUAAGACGCUUAAUCUCAAAUGGGAGAUCUGGGUUAAGGUUAAUGUUUAUUUAGAUGGUCAGCAAAUGGAGUCAGUUUGAAAGGUAAUAAAAACUCUGUCUCUGUUCGCCGAACUGACCAAUCCUGAAGAGUCAGAGGUUUAGUCAACCUCCGGUUGGGUCACUUAUUUAACCUGAAAGUGCAAACACGUCUGGAAAGAUUUAUAUCCUGUUUCCUGGGACCAGAUAAGGAAACUUUCCUGUAAGGAAUGUGUGGGUUUCACAUCCAGGGUUGUCUUGAUUGCUACAGUCCCCCCUUCGUCACGGUGGUCCUGUCCAUGGAGCAUCGGGACGACGAGUAGACAACCAUGAAGCAGCAGCAGCAGCAGCAGGUGUAUGCAAAUAGGACUGAUGCGUCUCAUUAUCACUAUGUGAAUCACUAGUAUCUGCUUUAAGAUAACAUCAAGCAUGCAUUAAGCUAUCAAAUAAAAUCGUCUAGGUGUUAGACUUUUCUCAGUUAACUAUUGGUAGACUAAUGUGAAAGAAAAUCUCCUAAUUUUCAGUAUUAAUGAGAUUUAGAAAAGCACUCUUUAGUCUGAAUGCUAACUGGAUCUAAAGCUAUAGCUGUUUUUCAUGCUUGCUGGAGAAGUCUGAAAGUUCAAUUUCAGUUUCAAAAAUGGUUAAGACUUAGGUGGAAAAGAAAUGUCUGCUAUAGACAUAUUAACCAUCUGUGUAUGAGCAUAGUCAACCUGAAUCACAAACAUCAAAAGUUUACUGCACAGAGUUUCUCUUAAACUUUGUCUGUUAAACUUGGGGAUGAUGCUCUUAUCGGUUUGACUAAUUAUCUGCUGUUGAGUCUGAAAUUUGUCAAUCUGAGUCUUAGUGACAGAAAUUUCAGCUUUUAAUCUGUUCAUGGGAUAUUUGACAGCUGACAAGCUGACUAUAUUGACAGAGGAGAGACAAAUGCUAACAAAGAAAGCAGCAACUGAUAUUGCAGUCAUCAAUGUAUCACCACAGCAUUUGGAUAUCUUAUUGGAGUCAUUUAGCUUUGGCUAGGUGACUUCUGCUUUCGCAGGACUCACACCUUCAUGACUCCACAGUGUUAAUCUCAGUGGUUAGCUGAGUAGUCAUGUUUAUUCACCUUCAAAGUGGAUGAAACCGAUUGAGGUGGAUAAUAAGAUCGUCGUUUCUGAGAGUGUGAUUUACUCUGAUUCUGCCAGUCAUUCACCCCACUUUGGCGGUGUUGAUGGUUUUUCCUUUGUCUGGGAUAAAACCCACCGUGACGGAAGUCUGAAUAACAACAGUUGGUCUCAAAGUUUACCGGGCAUUGGUCUGUGUCAGACCUGGGCCUUGGUGUGUAACUUUGACCUUUGUGAGUGUGUUGAGGUCGAAAAGGUUUUGGAGGCCUGGUUAACCACUCAUUUGGAGGCUUAUCGGAGCCUGAAAAUACACAAUCUGAAGCUUCGUUCAGCUCCAUGGGCAGUGAUUUUGUCUCCAUAGCCAACAGAGUAACAGGCUCUGCUUUCUUAGCCAAAGUUUGUCGUUGUUUGGCAAAACCUUUUACAGCAAGUUCACGAAGCUGUCGGCUAGUCAAAGUGUUUGGACAAGCUAAGACGCCAAGGUGAUGACUGGUGGUAGGGUGGAGGUUCUGGACGAACAGCGUUUUGAAGUUCAAGUCCUCCUCCAUUUCUGGUUCAUUUCGGAAACCAAAGUAAGCUUCGCGUAAGCGGUUGUAAUAUUGUUGGGGAGGUUCUGAUCUCCCUUGUUUAAUAGACAGAGCAGCAGAAAGGCCUGUCUGGGUCAAAUGAUCAGAAAACUCUUCAAUUAAUGCUUGGCAGAGCAAGUCAUAAUUAUUUCUGACAUGAUAAGGCUGUCGUUCAAGGAAACUGCUAACCUCUCGACUUGACGUUGCCUUAAUAAGGUAGAUCUUGUCAUCAAUGGUUGCACCUGGAAAUUUCCUCAGGUAAAAGUCAAUGUCUUUCAAGUAGGUGCAGGUGUCAGUAGCACCUUGGUGCUCAGGUUCAAAGCGUGCUAUGUUGCGAGCAAUUUUGUCAAGAUCCCUAUCUGAGGGAGAUGGUAAGAAGCCAUCAUGAGGAGGAGAGUAGGACUCUUGGUUUAAGGAUGACCUCUCAGGGUCAAGCAGGGUCCUGUCAUGAUGCUGAGAGAGAUACUUAAGAGUUGGUUUGGAAGGAAGUGAUGGCGCUCUCUCAGGAGGCUGAUCACCUAUCAUUUCUUCAAGAAACGUUUGCUCCAUGCGUUCUCUUUGGGCUCGACCUGACUGGAGGGAGCAUUGUAACUCUCUUUGGGCAUCUUCAAGUUCUUUGUCUGUCUUUUCUUGCCGUUCUUGACAAAGAAUUAACUGUCUCUGAGCUAUCUGGAGCUGGUGCUGUAAGGUAGAAGUUUGCUUCUCCUUAGCUUCAAGAGCUUCAGCACGCACUUUGACCAAUGCUUUCAAAGUUUUUACAUCUUCUGUUGCUUGCUCUAGUAGGGAUUCUGACUGUAUCAGAUCCUCUGUGGUCUUAGCAAGCUGCUUAUUCGUGUCAUCAAGUUCUUUCUCCUUUUUGUAAAGGGUUUCAUUAAGUCUUUCAAUCUUGUCUUUAAGAUCAAGAUUUUCUUCAUGACUUAGUGAGGGAAGCUUUGACGCUUCACAUCUGGCACUGUGUUUUUCUAAAACACUUAGAGACUUCUUAGUCUCCUCUAACGUCUUUUUCAGAGCGCUGUUUUCGUCUUUUUGCGCCUUUAUCUUUGCUAAAGCGCAUUCCAGCAAGUAGUCUUUAUACUCAAGCUGAGAAGACAUCAUGACAGACAUGCAUCUAGUGAGCUCUUUGUCACGAAGUGUCGUGGUUAAGGCUGUUUCCAGUAAGUCAGCCAUUGCAUCCUCCGGAUUGGAGGGUUUGGCCUUUUGAAUCUUAGUCAUGUAUUGAGGUAUCAACUGACUAGUCAAGUUUGCCAACACUGUGUGUAUGUCCCUCAGGGGGUCUCCCUGGCUGGACUCUUUUGUGUUAGGCAUGUUUGGUUUUGGUAAAGAGGUGCAGCUGGUUGGUUGAUGAGUUUGAGUUGACUUAAAAUGAAAGGAAGAAGCAAAAUAUCAAAUUAAGUGGGUUAAUCGACUUAAUUUAUCAGUGCUUGAUAAAGAGAAAGAGCCUAUCUGAGUAGAUCUCUAAUGGAGAGAAAAAACCAUAAAGUUAAAUUCAUUUCAAUGAAAAUUAAAAAAAGUGAAAUGAUGUUAAAUUAAAUUUAACAUCAGAUACAGAACCAUUGAAUAAAGGGUUCAAUUUGUCUCUGUGUUGCAGAGAUCAGCAAAGCUUAAAUAAACUGCCUGCUGCAGUUGGAUGAAUUUGAAAAAUCAAUGAAAUUGUCAAUUAAGGAAUUAACUCUGAAAUUAAUUCACAAAUCGCAAUAAAGCCAAAGAUUCAACUACCCAAUUCAUCUGAAAUGUUAAAAGAAAUUUCAAGUAUUAAUUAAUUUGUUCAUUAAUUAAUUAAUCUUAUGAGGAGGGUUAAUACAUUCAUGUAUUAUAGGGAACAGUAAAACUGCUCAAUGGUGUGAUAAGUAACAACAAGAUCAGGUGAUUGAUUCAAGGAGUUACUUCAUCAAUACCUUACGGAGGCUCUUAUAACAAAGAUUAAAAUCAAAAAUCAAUGAUCAAUGAUUUAGAAUAAGCACAUCAAACUUCAUCAACCAAGUCAAUCACUUGAGUUAUGUCUGUAGAGUGUUACACACUGACUACAGAGAGGCAGUACAGCUAGCUGAUACUGCAGACAGAUAAUAGCAGUGUUAGCUCAAUACCAAAAGCAACCAUGUGGGGCAGUAUGGAGUUGGGGUAACUGCACAAGCUCAACACAAGUGGAGAAGAAGAAGAAAAGAGGAAACAGUCAUCCAACUAGCCUCUUGUGGCUGUGUGAAGUUGGGAAGUAUGCAGGAAGGGGCCUUUAGGCUCUGCCUCCUUGAAGGGCCUUAUCUGCUUAAGGUCAAAUGGUCAGUCUCUCCACUGACAACAAAGGGUUAACAUUUCACAGCAGGCUGCAUCUGCACCCUCAAACAUAGAACUUUCCACCAUCUGCUCAGGCAGAUUGGUUCAAUAAAAUCAUUUACAGGAACAAGAAUCAAAGUGGCAAAUCCCUCAACAGCAGAUUCAACUGCAGACUUAAAAAUCACAAAUGCGGCGAUUUGUGAUCACAAAUUUUAUCUGAAUUCAUUCAAACAACAACCUCCCACUGUUACAGUGGUUUCCUGUGACAGUUAGCUUAUCUGUCAGGGGAAAGGAGGAAAUCUAAAUCCCAUAUAGUUACUAGAACUUCAUAGCAGACUAUAGUGACAAGAAUCAAAGUGACAAAUCCCUCAACAGCAGAUUCAACUGCAGACUUUAAAAUCACAAAUGCGGCGAUUUGUGAACACAAAUUUUGUCUGAAUUCAAUCAAACAACAACCUCCCACUGUUACAGUGGUUUCCUGUGACAGGUAGCUAAUCUGUCAGGGGAAAGGAGGAAAUCUGAAUCCCAUAUAGUUACUAGAAACUCGUAGCAGACUACAGAGACUUCAGGGGCUUGAAACCACAGCUCGGAGCAUCGCGAACACUGGGUUCAGCCAAAGGCCUUAAAUACAAGCGUACGGCGACGCAACAAUCGUGCACUUAAAUAUUGGACAGUCUAGACAGAGCAGAAGAAGCAGUCUCACUGCUACUCAGAACAACAUUUCACGCUGUCCAGCUCAAACACAGACUACAGGCAUGUAGUACAAAAGUGUGUGAAACACAGAGCAUAAAGGUUUUAUGCAUAGAUCAGGAAAACAUCAGAACUUAGUCAAGCAACUUCAGCAAGCAUAGCAUUUAUUGUGAUUAAGUCUAGGAUAGCCUGGAAAUAAGUUUCUCUCAUCAAUUUGGAAGGCUAAGUUUUAGGUUGUCUGUUAGUAUCCAGAAGUUUUGUUUGAAACGCCUCACGCAGGGGCACCAAAAUAUAUGUAGUGAUUUGAAAUGAGCCUCAUACGGUCGCACCAAAAUAUAUGUAGCGAUUUGAAAUGAGCCUCACAAGGCCGCACCAAAAUAAUACUUGGCGAUUGGAAUUUAUAAUAAAUGUCUGAAGAUUAAUAAUCUCAAAUUAUGACAUUUAUGCACUCGUUGAAAGGGGCACCACCCACCCUUAAUGGUGGGAAAAUAAAGAAAACAAAAGUUUAAUUCAGAAAUCAAACAUCAAGUCAGUUUUAAUUAAUCAGUCUUAAUUAAUCAGUCUUAAUUAAUCAGUCUCAUAUCUUAAGUCGAAAUUCUAAUUUCAGGGACUCCACUUCUGGAAGAACACUAACAGACAGGAACUUAGAAAAAUAAUGAUCUGUUUAUUACAGGAUAAAUGAUGGUACAACACACAUGCAAUAAAUGAUGAUAAGAUAAUGAGGAUAAAAUAAUAAUAGGUGAAUAAAUAAAGAUUCUGAGUCAGGCUAGGAGCACUAAAGUUAAUGAUAGUGAGUGAAUAUGCGCUAACAUAUUAACCUACACUAACUUUGGUGUCGAGAUAAACUCGGGUGUAGAUUUGGAGGAAUCUAAGAUCACCAGAAAUAGGUGGAUAUCUGAGUUAUGAACGCGUGAGACAGCAUCAGCCCUGUCUGGAGCUCUGGAGGUUUGCAUACUUAAGUGAGACUGGUCCUUGAAGAAGAUGGAGCAGGUUCCGAAGGUCCGGGGCUACUGGCGGUUCGAGCGGUUCAGCUCAGAAGACGACUGAAGUCAGCCGAAGGAUGAGCCAGGAGUUGCAGCACUCGGGCCCGAAGCAAAGCCAGCGCCUGUGGAUCCUGUGGAUGCUCGUUUGGGUACUUCUUUGGUCUCACUCAAAAACUCUGGCACAGAGGAUGACCUGGGCCUGUUGGAUUGCGUUCGGAGGUGACUUUGAAAUCACGCAGAAAACUCAGAAAAACGAGGCUCGAAGAGCAGAGAAAACUUUCAAAAAUGGCUUCGCGAAAUUAAAGAAAAAUCAAUCAAAGGCUUAAUCUUGAAUUGCUAUGUGCACAAAAAGUUGAAGUUUCAAAACUUGAACUAAGACGAUGUUAAAGAAAAAUCAACGUGAAUCAACACGUGGCGUAAAACUUAGAAGACUAAGAAAAAGUUCUAAGAGAAAACAAAGAAACGCACCACAGAAGGGUGUGGACAGAAGAGAAGGGGCAUAAGAGCCGGGGACAAGAGAGUCAGCAGAAGAGCAGAAGCAUAAGAGGAAUAAGAGGAGCAUAAGAGAGAUAAGAGAGAAUAAGAGAUAAGAGAGUGAGCAACCCCACUCCACUGGUUUUAUCUUCUCACACUGGGAGUGUCUGAGGAGAAAGAGGAGGGGUCAUCGGGUCUCUGAUUAUUUGAUCUAACUUAUUCUUUUGGCUGGUAAAAGAGUCAGAUCUGAUACUCACUCACUAUGAUUAAUAUCAUUGAAUGCUUGGUUUCAUGAUAAAUAAUUUGAUACUAAACACAUAUGAAUGAAGUGUAGGAUCACAUCAAACAUUCUCAUUAUGUUUUAAGUAUCACAUUGAACAUGCUAAAUUACUCUGAAAUGAAACAGAUAGUAACACAUAGAAACUGUGAACAACAAAAGAGUAAACACAUGUGAAUGAACGUCAUCAUGAUUAAUAAUGGAUUCUAAAUACUCACAUUCAGAUUAUUCAGUGACAUUAUAACCACCUAAUGGUUAAGAUACUAAAUAAAUAACUAAAAUAUAAACCAAACAUUUCUAAACUAUUUCUGUUACUUAGAGUAAACUUAGGAUUCAUAGUCAAUAAAUUUAACUCUUAAAAGUUCAUGAAACAGUCUGAAAAGCUGUUGGUCUAAAGAACAAAAGAAUAAGGAUUUAUUCUGUCAGAUAAGAUAACUUGGCUUCUGAAGCACAUAGAAAAACGGGAAACAUCUCAUUUUAACACAAAUUUCAUGAUUAGACAGAUUAGUACAUUGCUGAAUGCAUAAGAUGUCAUGAUCAGUCAUUUGUAUUCUUUCACCAAAGGAAUGCAGUCUUUAUCAGUGUAUGGUCGAGCAGGGUUUUACGACCGAGGUCUGGAGGUCAGUGUCCCCCCUUAUCCUGGGGUCCGUAUGUUCACACACUUUAAGACGCUUAAUCUCAAAUGGGAGAUCUGGGUUAAGGUUAAUGUUUAUUUAGAUGGUCAGCAAAUGGAGUCAGUUUGAAAGGUAAUAAAAACUCUGUCUCUGUUCGCCGAACUGACCAAUCCUGAAGAGUCAGAGGUUUAGUCAACCUCCGGUUGGGUCACUUAUUUAACCUGAAAGUGCAAACACGUCUGGAAAGAUUUAUAUCCUGUUUCCUGGGACCAGAUAAGGAAACUUUCCUGUAAGGAAUGUGUGGGUUUCACAUCCAGGGUUGUCUUGAUUGCUACACUAAUGUAUUUCAGUGAGUUAGUCCUCCUAAGUCUAAACAUUCAUUGAGUUAUUUCAUUGGAGAAUCUAACCUCUUUUCAGCACCAGUUCUGCCAGUCUAUUGUAGAGUGGACUGGUAAUAAGUUAUUGAGGGUAUAGAAAAGGCUGACAUUAUGAAAGAGGGGACAUUUAGAGGAUGUAACAAGUAAUCCCCAGCGUUCAGGUAAAUGUUUAGACAGCAGUUUGAGGUUGCAGGCUUAAUAUUUAGGAGGGAAACACCAAAAAAUAAAAUAUCACAUUACAGAUUUGAGCUCUUGGCUGACAGGGACAAUGCUGAAGGGGCUUUAUUGAUCCGCUGUAUUGUCAUCAAGAGGAGAGGAACACUGUGGCACAAUUUGUGUCUAAAUCAGUAAAUAUCAAAACUGUGUGCUGCUGUGGAGGGUAUGGCAACAGUAGUCAACCAGAGAAAGGAAUAAGAGGAGGACAGUUCUGUGAUAAUAGUCGCCCUCUUGUCAUUUGGUAGAUAUUUCAUAACUAAUAAGAGUAAUUGUUGUCAAUUAAAAGUGAUUGCAUCUGUUCUCAGUCCCAGUCAUUGAUUCUAAUGUCUAAUCUUCCUAUAUCUCCAAAGGCCAAACCCAGCCGGCUCCACUGCUCCCACUGUGAUGAGACUUAUAGUCUUCCCCAGAACGGAGCCAUCAAGCUGUACAAGGAGCUGCGCUGUCCACUCGAUGACUUUGAGCUGGUUCUGUGGACCUCAGGGUCUCGGGGGAAGAGCUACCCGCUGUGUCCAUACUGCUUCAGUAACCCACCUUUCAGGGACAUGAAAAAAGGUACAAAAGAAGUCUUUGUGUCUUUAAUGAAAAUUUUUUAAACAAUAACUAAAAUAUUAGCAACCAUUAAUAAUAAGUAAUUGAUUAAAAUCUGAUUUUAGUUACAUUUUACACAAUGUGCAAACUGAGACUGUAAAUAAAAAGUAAAACUGAUAGGUUUAUAUGCUUGGUAUUUGAAAGUAUACCUGGAUGGCCAACUCCAACUUCAUAUGGAGUUUAAAUUAAAAGAUAUUUUAGUAAAAUCUAGCAUUAUGACAUCAUUUCUGUUCACUUUCAAACCUUGAAACACAUAAACAUUAACUUUAAACCUGUACACAGAGGCAGUGGGCUCAUUAAAAACUCCUGAACAUAUUUGCAUGUCCAACAAAAGUUUUACUGUGUCUAUCUGUCUCAGGUAUGGGCUGCAAUGAAUGCACUCACCCAUCCUGUCAGCACUCUCUGAACUCCCUCGGUAUCGGUCAGUGUGUGGAGUGUGACGGUGGGGUUCUGGUGCUGGACCCCACCUCUGGACCCAAAUGGAGGAUGGCCUGUAAUAAAUGUAACGUGGUGGUGAACUUCUUUGAGCACGCACACAGAGUGCAGGUAGGAAACAAGCCCAUUAUCAUCUUCUGGUAUUGUGAUCUGCAUGAUGUUGGUCAAACCAGAUGAAUACUUCUCUGUUGGAUGAGUCAGUUCUGCUGCUGAAGAAAGGUUGUGAUCAGAGAAAUAAUUAACUAUCAAAGGACUGAAUGUCAGUGGUGCUAGAUCUACUAGUGUUAGCCACAUUCAGCAUUAGGAAUAGAUUACCUGCAGACUGUGAUACUGCAAUUAACUGUGACAAAUAAACUGAUUUCAGUUUUGACUUUUUAUCAAAGUUUUCUUACCCUUGGAUUUGCUAAAAGAACCUCACACCAAGGUUGUCUUCUACUCUCACAGGUUGCUCAGGACAGCUGUGACGCUUGUGACGCCUCUCUGGUGGCGGUGGACUUCAACAAGACUCGCUCUCCCCUCCCUGCAGGGGAGACCCAACACACCGGCUGUGUCUUCUGUGACCCCAUCUUCCAGGAUCUGGUGGAGCUCAAACAUGCCACCAUGAGGCAUGCCAUGCACAGGGGUGGAGGUGCGAGGAGAGGACGUGGGCGAGGCAGAGGACGCCGUGGCAACCCUAAAAAACCCAAAGACAAAAUGGCUGCCCUGGCUGCUUACUUUGUAUGACUUUUUAAAACGUGUCCUGUUACUUUGUUGCAUAUAAAGCAUGAAUAUAUAUCUGUAAAUCAAGAGACUUUUGGUUUUACAAUUGUGUUGACUAACGGUGAAGUAAAGACACGUUAAACUAAAA